This is a messenger RNA of Eruca vesicaria subsp. sativa (arugula), 1529 nucleotides long. NCBI's taxonomy places the organism in Eukaryota, Viridiplantae, Streptophyta, Magnoliopsida, Brassicales, Brassicaceae. The record is from the annotation of a GenBank genome assembly.
AAAACCCUUCCAUAUCCUUUGAGCGCAUUCGCCUCCGUUGCUUCUUAAUCUUCAUCGCGAUUCCGAUUAAUCGGAGCUUCCGACUCGUAACAAUAAUCAUCAUCAUCUCUCUCUCUCUCCUCCUCUCAGCGUUUCCGUUAAGAUCGAAACAAUGUUUAACCUAACUCGAAUCAUCCUCCCUCGUCUACACUCCCUUUCCCUUAACCCUAAUACGACGUCGUAUUCGAGAAUCCUCCAAUCUCUCGGAAACCGCUCGUUUUCCGAAAAACCAGGAUCCGAUGGAUCCGGAUCCAACGAUAACGGCUGGGAUAUCCCAACGGGAGGAGAAUCGUUCUCCUCCGAUCUCGAUUGGGAUCACAAAUCGAUGUGGUCCACAGGCUUAAGCAAGGAUCAUUUCGACGGCGUCUCCGUCGGCCGUCAAAACACUCCUCCAUCAUCCGACGACGGAGGAUCUAACGUGAUGAGCAAGCUGGGACCGAGAGAAGUCGCUAUGGUCAACGAGAUGAACGAGUACGACGACAUGAUCAAAGAAAUCGAAAAAGAUAACAAACACAGCAGAGUUUUCGUCGACGGAAUCAAACAGAAGAUGAUGGAGAUGAGUGUGUUGCUUAAACAAGUCAAGGAGCCUGGUGCUAGAGGCACUUAUCUCAAAGACUCUGAGAAGACUGAGAUGUACAGGUUGCAUAAGGAGAAUCCUGAGGUUUAUACAGUUGAGAGGCUUGCUAAGGAUUAUAGGAUCAUGAGGCAGCGCGUUCACGCUAUUCUUUUUCUUAAGGAGGAUGAGGAAGAGGAGGAGAGGAGGCUUGGUAGGCCUUUGGAUGAUUCUGUUGAGAGGUUGCUUGAUGAGUAUCCUGAGUUCUUUGUUUCACAUGAUAGGGAGUUUCAUGUGGCGUCGCUUAGUUAUAAGCCUGACUUUAAGGUGAUGCCGGAAGGGUGGGAUGGGACUAUUAAGGAUAUGGAUGAAGUUCAUUAUGAGAUUUCGAAGAAAGAGGAUGAUAUUCUUUAUGAAGAGUUUCUCAGGAGGUUUGAGUUUAAUAAAUUGAAAUGGAAAGGAGAAGUGAAAUGCCACAAGUACAGCAGAAGACGUUCAUCAGAUGGAUGGAAAAUCACGGUUGAGAAAUUAGGUCCUCAAGGCAAACGUGGAAAUGGAGGUGGCUGGAAGUUUGUGAGUCUUCCUGAUGGAUCAAGCCGACCUCUCAACGAAGUGGAGAAGAUGUAUGUUAAGCGUGAGGCACCACGUCGCCGCCGUAAGAUUCUUCCUUGAAGUUACUAGAACCAGACUCUAUCAACGGUAAUGGGGAUGUUUAUGGUCUCCCUUGGGGAGUGUCAAAGUUGAAACUACUUUGCUUUUGUUUGAUCUUUUGUUGAAUAGUAAGAUGGGUAGCUUUUGUUUUUGUUGUUUAGCUCUUGCUUUUAUCAGUGGCCCAAUGGUUCAAAUAAUCGUAAGACUCACAUUUCUGAAUCUAUGAGGUUCAAUUAAUAGCUUAAACAUUUUAGAAACAUAUGCUAUCUUAUAUUUUAUAUCAAAU